Messenger RNA from Plasmopara halstedii, 534 nucleotides. Its product is annotated as myb-like dna-binding. Bases 1 to 534 code for a protein of 177 amino acids. The record is from RefSeq and is a predicted model, not a curated record. Lineage: Eukaryota; Oomycota; Peronosporomycetes; Peronosporales; Peronosporaceae. The transcript has 4 exons. Gene Ontology annotation, molecular function: DNA binding.
AUGAUAGACAGUCUUGUUGAUGCUACAGAUGACUGUAUCGUUUUUUUGAAACAAUACAAGGGACUAAACGUCAGUGUAGCAGCUGUACUCGACACAUGGAAAACGAAUUCUUCAAUUUGCACUACUUCACUCACGACGUACACAGCUCAACUUACAAUAUACAUGAUGAGAACUUCGAUGCGUUCAAUUGAACGAGGCCUAUGGUCAGGUGAAGAACAUGAUCGGUUUCUCAUGGGACUUAAAUUAUAUCCACAUGGACCAUGGCGAAAAAUUGCGGGAUUCGUCGGUACACGUUCACCACGUCAAGUGCAGACGCAUGCUCAAAAGUAUUAUGAAAAAGUUGGUCGUCGUCUUCGUGGAUUACGUAAAGAUCGAAAGAAACUUGUUCGACCUGAACAUCGUCUUGAUGAAGAUAUGGUUCAACUCUGUCAACUUGCCAAGGAACGAGUUGAUCCAAAUGGUCACGUUGAUCCAACAUUAACGAGACUUCUACGUGCACCAUUGUCAUCUUCUACUCAAAGAUGCAUCACAUGA